Messenger RNA from Paracoccidioides brasiliensis Pb18, 1677 nucleotides. RefSeq lists its product as uncharacterized. The transcript has 7 exons. The coding region runs from base 1 to 1677 and encodes 558 amino acids. The record is from RefSeq and is a predicted model, not a curated record.
AUGACGUUUCUGGCCCCCUACACGUCUUUGAUGCGACUUGGCCAAGGGUUCAAUUCCUACACCCAACAAAUUUGCAUUGAUGACGCUGUAAUAAUCCAUAGUCAUCCCGCCGAUGCCUCUUUGAAUCACUGUGAUUAUCUACCGGGCCAGUACCCAUUUGGUAAUGCAGAUUCAUCUGAGAGGGAUAACUGCGAAGUUGCCCUAGUAGAGACGACUAUUCAAUCUACAGACAAUAGUCUACAGCCGCAGCAUCCCCCUACGAAACCCGAAAAAGUUAAGGCUACAAAUGUUAAUCAGACAGUUACAUAUACUGCCCACGCAAUUGACAAUCUCGCGGACGUCGUUGACACCCUUAAUAUCUCCUCCAGCGCUACUAUCAGCUAUGCGAGUAGCCAGGCCAAUGGCUCCACUAAUUUUGUCAAGGAAAACAAUAUCAGCGAGAGCGAUAUCAAUUUCAUCGUCUCCGUUAAAGUGACAAAUGAACUUCCCAUACAGCCAACUCAGUUGGAGUUUCGGGCCAUGGAAGGCUUAGACCCUGAUCGAUUCUCGGAGGUGUAUGGCGAUUGCUUUAUCGCGGGCUUCCUUGAAGGCGGUGAAUUUUCAGCCAUUGUUAGUAUCAAAGUCCAUGACAAGAACAAAAUCUCUAGGGUGAAAAUGGCGGCGGAAAUGCAGCUGUCUGCAACGAAUUACUUCCAACCUUUAAGUGGUGCCUUGGCCGAGAGGGAAAAAGAAGAUAUCUGGACAGAUACUGAGCUUAGCAUUUCGGUGACAUGGUCGGGGGGUGGCAGCAUCAAAAAACCCAAAGCGAGUUGGGACCUGCAAACUAUAAUCCAAGCUGCCAAUGACUUUCCCGCCCAAGUUUCGAAAUAUUCACAGAAAACCCAGGCGAUUCUGAUGAGCUACAACUCUGUUCGAUCCUUCCACGAGUUCAAUGCAAAAUCUGCACGACCAUUCGUUGUUCUUGACUAUCGUUUAUGUGAGAUAUACACCGCCGAGUUGCUCAGUGCAUUCAUCGCCUAUAAAACUUUAUGGAAGCUAAUCUCAAAAAUUAUUAGAAACCCUGAGCUUUAUCAGGCGAAAGAUGCAACCGACAAGGUUCCCAACCCUAUUCAACCUGACUCGAUCUCCCUUAACCAAGCCAAAAUUGAUUGCAGAAGGGGGAUGACCAUGAUCCUUGAGGAAGUGUACAUUGGAUCUUCUGGAAAUGGGGACCAUCGUGGCCUCAGCCGCGUUUCUUCGAUACCGGAGGAAAUUAAUGUUGUCAAUAAAUACGUUUCAGGUCCUUCGAUCCUCCCACAGCUAGGGGACAAUCAAAGGGGGAAGCUUCCCAGCGUAAACGACACCUUCUACUCAGCCACCUCCCCCGAUGGACAAGAAUAUCCCAACAACAAUCCUAUCCACUCCGUAGACAACGCGAACGGUCGUGAAGACAUGGAUGGGAAUUGGGGACGCACAAAGGCUAGUCGGUCUUGCUUCCUCGCACCUAGCUUCGUUGCUACUGCAAGCCUGAACUGCCUUGGCCUAGUCUAUCGUGUUAUCUUACUGCGAUGCUUUUUCCCGAAGCCCAAGCAUGUGCAAUUCAAGACUCCCAGGAGAAGCUCGAAUCAAGAGCAGCCAAUUCGCGAACAGCAAGUGGCAGUUAUGGCUGGAGCGGUUACGGCACCUGAAUCUUCAUAG